Molecule: messenger RNA, 7785 nt
Organism: Suricata suricatta (meerkat)
Lineage: Eukaryota; Metazoa; Chordata; Mammalia; Carnivora; Herpestidae
Gene: KIF20B
Product: kinesin family member 20B
Exons: 34
Coding region: 2059-7608 (1849 amino acids)
Biological process (GO): mitotic spindle assembly; microtubule-based movement
Cellular component (GO): spindle microtubule; nucleus
Molecular function (GO): ATP binding; microtubule binding; plus-end-directed microtubule motor activity
Source: RefSeq, a predicted model, not a curated record
CUCACGGAACAUGAGAUCAUGACCUCAGCCAAAGUCCGAGGCUCAACCAAUGGAGCCACCCAGGUGUCCCUAUUUCUCUUCUGAAAUCACUGAAGGGGUUUAAGCCAGGAAGUGACUUGGUUGCUCUACAAAAAAUGUUGCAGGAUCUUAAUCGGGAGACACGGGAGGCUCCGUAUGGUGGUCUGGGUAAUGAAAAGGGCAACAUAUUUAUUUCACUUACAACACAACAGUACAACAGAUAUAUUUGUUUAUGCACUGGAUAAGGGUGGUGAGGAAAAAGGAGGACGCAAGAAUGAUUCUUUUAUUUGUCUUGAGUAACUGGGCAGAAACAUUGUCCCUCUGCUCCACUGUUUCCCUAACUCGUAGCCUAGUUUGACACACAGCAGGUUUCAAUAAGUAUUUGUCAAAUGAUAAAUAUUUGUAGCACCUGGAGGGGUCAACAGCUGGGAAUCAGUACUAGCUAAAAGCAAUAACGGCAUUAUGAGCUACGACAGGAAACAGAUUUAGGGAUAGACUUGCCCAAAGGAGCAAUGGAGACUUUGAGACUGAACCCACUAGACUUGAGUUCCAGCCUAGACGGGAAAGCUUAGUUUUUAUCUUUCCUCCUUUCUUCCCGUUUACAUCGACUUCCUUUGUUCAUUUUAACUCCUGGCUCUGCAUCCUCUUCUCUACUCCGAACUGGCUUACCUCAAAUACAAUUAUUUUCUGGGGAAAGAAGGCGAACUGAAUGAAGAGGCAGUGGGAAGUCAGCUAGGGAAGGGGGAAGUUGAAGGAUAUAUAGAAUAAGGUAAUUAACACUGUAGUUCAUCAAAGUAGGUAUUCUAAAACUACUAACCAGUACUACUAAAAUAGUAAAAAAUAUGACCACAUGUAAGAGGGUGGUUAUUCAGCUGAAUUUAAAUCCCAGCGCCUCCAUUAAUAACUGUAUGCUUUUAAGCAAAUUACUUAACCAUAUGAACUCAGUUCCCUCAGAAUCUAUGAAAUGGGGAUGAUAAUGUUAUCUGCCUCAAAGAGUUGUUCUCAAAAUCAGUAAGACGAUCCAUUUUAUAUGUUUAGCACCCGAACAAGGUACACGCUCAAUUAACCUUAGCAGUUUUUUCUUUAAAAUCAAGUACAGCAGGGAGAGAUGGUACUGCUUGUCAUGAAUAUUACAGCACCACACUGGAAAGAAGAGGAUCCCUUCAAAAGACGCAGAGGAGGCUGUACUGGCGGAGAUCUGAAAUAUGUAUGGAAUUUAGACUGUCGUAGCACAGCGCCUCGCAGCGGUAGGUACUUGAUACCCUCAGAAUGAGAAAAAGAGAAAAAGAAGAAAGCAAUCAAGCCUAUACGCGUCUAUUCUGGGAAAAACUUAUUUCGUCCAUGAGGGCGGCUGGGGAUGACAAGGUGGGGUCACGCAGCGAGGGAAGUGGCCCUUAGGGUGCAGGAAGGGCUACUUCUAGGCGACUCUCGGGCCGCGAGAACCUGCUCACGCCCGCAGGGACCGGCCCGGGCGGAGGCUAGCCCCCAUUCCUUGGCCCGUCCCCGGGGGAGUCGCGCGGCUAAGUGUGGUGGCAGAGGCCUCACCUCCAGGCCUUUGCUACGUCUUGUCUCCACGACGGUAUCCGAGUUUGGCGUCCGUGCCAACGGAGGAGGUACCCGCCACAGCCACCAGGCAGCGUCCCACCCCGCGCGGCACGCGGUGCUCUGCGGGAAGCUCCGACCCUCCGCACGCAGACCACCCACCAGCCCCACCGCACACCACCUGCCGGCGUUCCAACAUCCGCCCCGGGUUUGAAAGCUCCUUCCCGGAACCUGUGGGAAGCCCACAGCUCGAGCCUCCACGCUCCCAGGCGCCGUUCCGGAAGCCCCGCCCACUCCCAGCGUGCAGUGCGGUGACUUGGCCGCCAUUGUUUGAAUUUGAAAAAGGAAACAUCGCCCUGCUGCUCGCAGGUCUGGCAGGCCUGGCCGCUUGUGCAGGUGAAGAGGUGGGCCCAGGUGAGGGUGCGACGUGGGUGACUGCGCAAAUACCAGGCCCGAGGCUGGGAAACGGCGCUGGCUGUUUACUCUUAUUCUUGCAGAAUGGAAUCUAAUUUAAAUCAAGAUGGAGUGCCUAGACCAUCUUAUGUUUUUAGUGCCGACCCAAUUGCAAGACCUUCGGAAAUAAACUUUGAUGGCAUUAAACUUAAUCUCUCUCAUGAAUUUUCCUUGGUUGCUUCAAAUGCCGAGGCAAAUAGUUUGGAAUCCAAAGAUUAUCUCCAGGUUUGUCUUCGAAUAAGACCGUUUACACAGUCAGAAAAAGAGCAUGAAUCUGAGGGCUGUGUGUAUGUUCUAGACUCACAGACUAUUCUGCUGAAAGAUCCUCAAAGCAUCCUUGGUCGGUUAAGUGAGAAAAGCUCUGGGCAGAUGGCACAGAAAUUCAGUUUUUCCAAGGUUUUUGGCCCAGAAACUACACAGAAGGAGUUUUUCCAGGGUUGCAUUAUGCAGCCAGUAAAAGACCUUUUGAAAGGACAAAGUCGGCUGAUUUUUACGUAUGGGCUAACCAAUUCAGGAAAAACAUAUACAUUUCAAGGCACAGAAGAAAAUAUUGGUAUUCUGCCGCGAACUUUGAAUGUAUUAUUUGAUAGUCUUCAGGAAAGACUGUAUACAAAGAUGAACCUUAAACCACAUAGAUCUAGAGAAUUCUUACGGUUAUCACCAGACCAAGAGAAAGAAGAGGUUGCUAGCAAAGUUGCACUGCUUCGGCAAAUUAAAGAGGUUGUGAUGCAAAAUGACAGUUAUGAUAUUCUUCACGGAAGUUUAAUAAACUCUUUGGAUAUCCCAGAGUGUGAAGAAUCCAUGAAAGAUUGUGAACAAGCCAGCUUGAAUAUUGAUAAUAAUAUAAAAUUUUCUGUGUGGGUUUCUUUCUUUGAGAUUUACAAUGAAUGUAUUUAUGACUUGUUUGUUCCUGUAUCAUCUAAGUUCCAAAAGAGAAAGAUGCUACGCCUUUCACAAGAUGUAAAGGGGUAUUCUUUUAUAAAAGAUCUACAAUGGAUUCAAGUGUCUGAUGCCAAAGAAGCAUACAGACUUUUAAAACUAGGAAUAAAACACCAGAGUGUUGCCUUCACAAAGCUGAACAAUGCUUCUAGUAGAAGUCACAGCAUAUUCACUAUUAGACUGUUACAGAUUGAAGAUUCUGAAAUGCCUCGUGUAAUGCGAGUCAGUGAAUUGUGUUUAUGUGACCUAGCUGGUUCAGAAAGAAGCAUGAAGACACAGAAUGAAGGGGAAAGGUUAAGAGAGACGGGGAACAUCAAUACUUCUUUAUUGACUCUGGGAAAGUGUAUCAAUGUUUUGAAAAACAGUGAAAAAUCAAAGUUCCAACAGCAUGUGCCUUUCCGGGAAAGUAAACUGACUCACUAUUUUCAAAGUUUUUUUAAUGGUAAAGGGAAAAUAUGCAUGAUUGUCAAUAUCAGCCAGUGUUAUUUUUCUUAUGAUGAAACCCUCAAUGUGUUGAAAUUCUCAGCCAUUGCACAAAAAGUUUGUGUUCCAGACAUUUUAAAUUCUUCUCAAGAGAAACCAUUUGGACCUGUCAAGUCUUCUCAAGAUGUAUCAUUAGAUAUUAAUAAUUCAGUUAAUAAAAUAUUAAAUGUAAAAAGAUCCACGAUUUCAUGGGAAAGUAGUCUAGAAGACCUGGUGGAAGAUGAAGAUAUAAUUGAGGGUCUAGAAAAAGGUGAAGAAAACCAGCGUGUACAAAGUGAACUUACUGAUGAAGAUCUAGAUAAAACAUCGGAAGAAGAUAAGGCUUUCAUUAGCCAUGAGGAGAAAAAGAAACUGUUGGAUUUAAUAGAAGACUUGAAGAAAAAACUAAUAAGUGAAAGAAAAGAAAAGUUAACAUUGGAAUUUAAAAUUCGUGAUGAAGUUACACAGGAGUUUACUCAAUAUUUAGCUCAACGGGAAGCUGACUUUAAGGAAACUCUCCUUCAUGAACGAGAGAUACUUGAGGAAAAUGCUGAAUGUCGUUUGGCUAUCUUCAAGGAUUUGGUUGGUAAAUGUGACACUCAAGAAGAACCAAAGAAUGAAGAUUGUGACAUGAAAGUUGAAAACAAAGAAGCACAUAAUUAUGUAGGAAUUGAAGAUAUUAUUGAUUCUCUUCAAGAUGAUGUCACUGAUAUUAAGAAACAGGCUGAAAUUGCUCACUUAUAUAUUGCAUCUCUUGCUGACCCCCAGGAAGCUUUUGCUUGUUUAGAAAUAAAGUUUAAUCAAGUUAAAGCUGAAUUAGCUAAAACUAAAGAAGAGUUAAUCAAAACCCAGGAAGAGUUAAAAAAGAAAGAAAAUGAAUCAGAAAUUAAUGUAAAUUCAUUGGUUCAAGAGCUUGAGAAAUCUAAUAAGACAAAACUGCAGAAUCAAAAAAUUCAAGAGUUGGAAAAUAUGAUUGCUCAAAAAGAGGAUACAAUCAACAAAUUUCGGAACCUAAAAUUUCAUACGGAAAACACUUUUAUAAGCAGUGACAAGGCUGGUACAUCUUCUUUAAUAAUAAAUAAUACAUUGGCUUGUAAUGAAACACUUCAAGUGCUUGAGGAUGACAAAAACAACACCGAUUCGGGAGGAAAAAGACUAAAUGAAAAUGAACUUCAACUAGAAGAACCACCAGCAAAGAAAGGACCUAUCAACAUAAGCCCAACUAUUACUGAAGAUGAAAAGAAAAGGGAGGAAAUGCAGAGGAUCGUUUCAGAAGAUGAGGAAGGCAUUAGAAUUUUACAAGAAAAUAAUGAAAAGCUGAAAACAUGUCUACUCAUGACUGAGAAUGAACUUAAAAAUGAAAAGGAAGAAAAAGCAGAAUUAAAUAAAAAGAUCAUUAGUUUGCAGGAGGAACUUUCUUUUUCUGAGAAAAAGAGUUUUACUUUAAAUACAGAGGUCCAACAAAUUCAGUCAAAUUAUGAUAAUGCAAUUUCUGAAUUACAUGUGCAGAGAGGUAUAAAUCAAGAACAGGAGGAAAAGAUUGAGAAAUUGUCAAAGGAGAUAGAAAUCGCUAGAACAAAUAUCACAACUAAUGUUUCACAAAUAAAAUUAAUGCAAGCAAAAAUAGAUGAACUACGAAUGCUUGAUUCAGUUUCUCAGAUUGCAAACAUAGAUUUACUCAAUCUCAGGGGUCUGUCCAGUGGCUCUCAAAAGGAUAAUUUACCGAAUACACACCUUUUAGAUAAUGAUGAUUUGGUAAGCAAGCAGGGUAACAAAUAUCAUAUUCAAGAACUCGGUAGGGAAAGUUCUUUCCAUGCUACUGUUGAAGCCAUUUGGGAAGCAUGUAAGGAGAUUGUAAAGGCCUCUUCCAGAAAAAGUCAUCAGAUCCAGGGACUGGAACAACAAGUGGAAAAAUUACAGGCAGAAUUAAAAGGCUGUAUGGAUGAAAACAACAGACUCAAAACAGAGGAGAGAGACGAUAAAAAUCAAGGUGACCUGCUAAAAGAAAAAGAAAAUCUUAUACAGCAGCUAAAACAGGAAUUGGAAGAAAAAAACCUUUUUCUUGAUGUUCAAGUACAGCAUGUAGUUGAAGGGAAGAGGGCACUUUCAGAACUGACACAAGAUGUUACUUGCUAUAAGAUGAAGAUAAAGGAACUUGAAGCAAUCUUAGAAACCCAAAAAGAUGAACGUAGUUGUUCAGCCAAGUUAGAACAAGAAAUAGUGGAAAAGGAAUCUAUCAUCUCAAAGCUAGAGAGAAAUCUGAAGGAAUUUCAAGCAAAUCUUCAGGAUUCUAUUAAAAACACCAAAGAUUUAAGUGAAAAGGAAGUCAAGUUGAAAGAAGAAAUCACACAAUUAACAAAUAAUUUGCGAGAUGCAAAGCAUUCUCUUCAGUUAAAGGAAGAAGAAAAUGAAACCAACCGCCAAGAAGCAGAAAAGUUGAAAGAGGAGCUCUCUGUAAGCUCUGCUCUUACCCAGAAUCUGAAAGUAGAUCUUCAGAGGAAGGAAGAGGACUAUGCUGAGUUGAAAGAGAAACUGGCUGAUGCGAAAAAACAGAUUGAGCAAGUACAGAAAGAGGUAUCUGUAAUGCGCGAUGAGGAAAAAUUGCUGAGAAUGAAAAUCAAUGAACUGGAGAAAAAGAAAAACCAGUGUUCCCAGGAAAUAGAUAUGAAACAGAGAACCAUUCAGCAACUGAAGGAGCAGUUAAAUAAUCAGAAUGUGAAAGAAGCUAUACAACAGUAUGAGAGAGUGUGCAAAGAUCUAAAUUUUAAAGAGAAAAUAAUUGAAGACAUGCGACUGACGCUGGAGGAACAGGAACAGACUCAGGCAGAACAAGAUCAAGUGCUCGAGGUGAAAUUAGAGGAAGCUGAAAGAUUGGCCACAGAAUUGGAAAAAUGGAAGGAAAAAUACAAAGAUCUGGAAGCCAAAACUAGUCAAAGGUCAAAUAAAGAACUUGGGGAUAACACAGAUGUACUUAGUGAAAAGCUCAGUAAACUUCAGGAUGAGUUACAGGAAUCUGAACAUAAAUAUAAAGCUGAUAGAAAGAAAUGGCUAGAAGAAAAAAUGAUGCUUAUCACUCAAGCAAAAGAAGCUGAGAAUCUACGAAACAAAGAGAUGAAAAAAUAUGCUGAAGACAGAGAGCGUUGUUUAAAGCAACAAAAUGAACUGGAAAUACUUACAGCACAACUGGCAGAGAAAGAUGACAACCUUCAGAAAUGGCGAGAAGAACGGGAUCGACUGGUCGCAGCUUUAGAAAUACAGCUGAAGGGACUGAUCUCCAGUAACAUACAGAAAGAUAAUGAAAUUGAACAAUUAAAGAAGGUCACAUUGGAGCCUUCUGAAACGGAACAACAAAAUGUGGAUAUCAAGCUUAGACAAAGGAGUUCAGUGGAUCCUGGCAGAGUUGAAACUGAACCUCAGUCAGUAAGUUUUGAAAUUUCUAGGAAUGAUGUAGAGGAUGGCUCUGUGGUCCUUGACUCUUGUGAAGUAUCAACAGAAAGUAAUCAAACUACUCGAUUUCCAAAACCUGAGUUAGAGAUUCAGUUUACGCCUCUCCGGCCAAACCAAAUGGCAGUGAAACACCCUGGUUGCGCCUUACCAGUGACAGUUAAAAUUUCCAAGACUCGAAAGAGGAAAAGUAAUGAAAUGGAAGAGAGUAGUAUAUUUUCGAGCUGGUGGAAAAGCAGAAAUAGUAUUAACCAUACUCCUGAGGCUCUCUGUCAGGACUUGGUGAAAUAUGAAAAUAAGAAGAAUGCUACACCCAGAACUAAUUUGAAGUCUCCUGUUUCUGAGCAUAGAAAUUCUUCUGACAAAAGGGAACAAAAGGUUUCCACACGUCCAUCAUCUAAAAAAACAUACUCUUUACGGAGUCAGGCAUCCACAGUUAGCACAAACGUGGCCACUAAGAAAAAAGAAGGAACGCUGCAGAAAUUUGGAGACUUCUUACAACAUUCUCCAACAAUUCUUCAAUCAAAAGCAAAGAAGAUAAUUGAAACGAUGAGCUCUUCAAAGCUCUCAAAUGUAGAAGUAAGUAAAGAAAAUGUGUCUCGACCAAAACGGGCCAAGCGGAAAUUAUACACAAAUGAAAUUUCAUCUCCUAUCGAUAUAUCUGGCCAAGUGAUUUUGAUGGACCAUAAAGUAAAGGAGAGUGAUCAUCAGAUUCUCAAACGACGGCUUCGAACUAAAACAGCCAAAUAAGUCACUUGUGGAGGAUGUUUUAAUAUAAAUUUUAUGUUCAUAAUCAUUGUAACUUGUAUGCUGACUUUUCAAAGAGAAUUGUAUAUAUUAUGAUGCACUUAAUCCCUUUGUGUAGACCAUGGCAUUUUAUACAUGGUAUAAUUUUAAUUCAAUAAAGACAAUGUCAACAGCCCAGUU